Messenger RNA from Pseudozyma flocculosa PF-1, 1380 nucleotides. RefSeq lists its product as uncharacterized. Gene Ontology annotation, biological process: N-acetylglucosamine catabolic process. The record is from RefSeq and is a predicted model, not a curated record. Gene Ontology annotation, molecular function: N-acetylglucosamine-6-phosphate deacetylase activity. The transcript has 4 exons. Bases 1 to 1380 code for a protein of 459 amino acids. Lineage: Eukaryota; Fungi; Basidiomycota; Ustilaginomycetes; Ustilaginales; Ustilaginaceae.
AUGCCAUCGGCCCAUUUCGCAGGCUCUCCUGGCGCCGCAAACGGCUCAGCGGCAGGCCAGCGUGGCCUGCUGCGGCUCACCAACUGCUCUGCCCUGCUUCCCGACGGCAGCCUGGCCCACGACUACACCCUUCUCAUCGACCGCGAUACGGGCAGGAUCGUCGACGGCCAGUCCGACUUCUACCACAACGGCCGCACCUACGCAGAGACAGUCGACCUCAAGGGCAACCUGCUCGUGCCGGGCUACAUCGAUGCCCAGAUCAACGGCGCCUACGGCGUCGACUUUGGACACUUUGACGAGUCGCUGUCCACCGGCGAUGCCCAGCGGCGGUACACCGAGGGCAUGGACCGCUUCGCCACGAGGAUCCUCGAGACGGGCGUGACGAGCUUUGUGCCCACCGUCAUCACCCAGAAGCCCGAGCUGUACCGCAAGAUCUUGCCCGUCCUCGCGCCUCGCAGCAAACCCGUCCACGCCCACUCGCUCGGAUUCCACGUCGAAGGUCCAUUCAUCUCGCCCUGCAAGAAGGGUAUGCACUCUGACCUGCUCAUCCGGUCAGCCGCCAACGGCAUCGCAGACCUCGAAGACGUCUACGGCUCCGGGCCGAGCGGCCUCGACAUGCGCGGCGUCAAGAUUGUCACGGUCGCGCCCGAGAUCGAAGGCGUGCUCGCUGCCAUUCCGGAACUGCGGAAACGCGGCUGCACCAUCUCAAUCGGCCACACCAACAGCGACAUCGAUACGGCAGUCGAGGCACACGACGCAGGCGCCAGCCUCAUCACGCACCUCUUCAACGCCAUGAGCGCCUUUAACCAUCGCGACCCGGGCGUCGUGGGGCUGCUCGGCCGGUCCAACCCGCCCGGGUCAAAGACCGCCGAUGGCCACGCGCAGAACGGCAAGCAGCGGGAAGAGUCGAGGCCAUACUAUGGCAUGAUCGUAGAUGGCUACCACUGCCACCCGUACUCGGUGCGGAUGGCCUACAGCUGCCACCCGAGCGGCUGCGUGCUGACGAGCGAUGCGGUGCCCUGGAUGGACCCGUCCAAGCCUGACGGCAUCUACCCAUGGCGAGAGGGGCAGAACGUGGCCAAGGUCGGCUUCAAGGUCGUCCUCGAGGGCACCGAUACGCUGGCAGGCAGCACGGUGCCGCUGUCCGAGUGCGUCAAACGACUUUCCGAGUACGCCUCGAUACCGCUGCACGAGGCGGCGGCGUGCGCCACCAUCCACCCGGCCAAGAUGCUGGGCAUCCAGGAUCGAAAGGGGCUGCUGCAGCCGGGCAACGACGCCGACCUGACGGUGCUCGAUGCACGGACUGGUGACGUGGUCGAGACGUGGAUCAUGGGCGUCCGAGCCUGGUCACGAGGAGAGGGUGCCGAGCAGAAGGUGUAG